Molecule: messenger RNA, 336 nt
Organism: Ilyonectria robusta
Lineage: Eukaryota; Fungi; Ascomycota; Sordariomycetes; Hypocreales; Nectriaceae
Exons: 4
Coding region: 1-336 (111 amino acids)
Source: RefSeq, a predicted model, not a curated record
AUGUAUUUUUCCGUUGCCAAAAUUGUCUCUGCCUUUAUGGCCCUCAACAUGGUCGCUGCCAACCUCCACGAUAGUUGCGCCUGCCGCAAUGGUGAUAGCGACAACACGCGCCUGACCACGCUUGCCUGCACGGCCUACAACGAGGCUAGCUACGAGUGGGGUAGCACCACUUACGAUGCAGCUUCCGGACGCUGUGUUCAGGCAACUACCGAGGAUCAGAUUGCUGGAAAAGAAUGGCAGGCUGCUUGCCAAAAGAUCGCAAGCUCUGGUUUCGACUGUGCUGAUGGCGAGGGAAAGUGCUACGCUUCCCCCGACGAAGUCAGCGGCUCGUGCUAG